This is a messenger RNA of Klebsormidium nitens, 3674 nucleotides long. The record is from the annotation of a GenBank genome assembly. NCBI's taxonomy places the organism in Eukaryota, Viridiplantae, Streptophyta, Klebsormidiophyceae, Klebsormidiales, Klebsormidiaceae.
GCCAAAAGGAAGCUCCAUGGCAGCAUGCAGCAGUGCAUUGAGCUGAGCAGAAUUCGAGGACGAGUUGCAGUACGGGGCCUUAGCUAGGAAGCAGCAUUUCUUUUUGGGAAGAUAAGCUUAGUGCUUAGAACGCGCUUCGAGGAUACUAGGCAAUAACCUUGCGGUAUCUGAAAGGCAUCAUUGAGUCUCUUGCAUGGGAAGAGGUGGGUUGAGAGACAUGGACAAUGAUAUUGACAGCGGUGAGGAGGAAAACCCCGGGUCUGCGCGCAGGAUGGCUGGAGGAGACGUGGAAAGGAUCACGGCGGGGCCGAUUUUGGAGAUAGUGAUGGAGAACUUCAUGUGCCACUCAAACACGAAAGUGGAAUUGAGUCCCCGGGUCAACUUCAUCACAGGGCAGAACGGAAGUGGCAAGAGCGCCAUACUUACUGCCAUAUGCGUAACAUUUGGAGCAAGUGCCAAGAACACACAGAGGGCCUCUUCCGCGAAGGACUUCAUCAAGAAUGGGGAGCAGUACUUCAAGGUGACCGUGGUGCUCAUGAAUGAAGGCGAGGACGCUUACCAGCACCAUCUAUUUGGAGACAGGAUUAUCAUAGAGCGUCAAGUGACUGCCGCAGGAUCCAGCGGGUUCAAGCUCAAAAGCUCUGCUGGCAAGAUCGUGUACACCAAGCGGGACGAGCUUGACAAGAUGGUUGACCAUUUCAAUAUAAACGUGGAGAAUCCCUGUACUGUGAUGAGCCAGGACAAAGUCAAGCAAUUUCUGCACACCGGCAGCGCAACUGACCGCUACAAGUAUUACUUCAGCGCCACGAUGCUGGAGGGCGUGAGCGACCAGCUGCGCACAGUUACGGGCAUGGUACAGGAAGCAGAGGCGAUUCUGGAGGAGCGGAAGCGCGACCUGGUGCCGCUGAAGCGCGAGUGGGAGGCGACGGAGGCGGUGCUCAAGGAGGCGGAGCAGAUCAAGGACCUGCAGGACGAGCUGGCGCGCCUGACCGUCAACUACGCGUGGUCCUGGGUCUACAAGGUGGACGCCAGCAUCGCGGAGGCGGAGGCCACGGUGGAUGACAUCACGAACAACAAGGUGCCCGUCAUCGGCCAGAAAAUUGCCGAGGCGCAGGCCAAUCUUGACGUUGCAAAGGCGGCUCUCGAAGAAAAGAAAGCAUCUUCUGGCGACACAGACGAGACGGACCGUCUCCGAGACGAGAAGGCCAGGCUGGAAGGGGAACUGAAGGCGACGUACCAGCAGCAAGCGAGCGCCCAGAGUGAGAUCAAGCGGGCACAGACGGACAUAGCCCAUCUGGCGAGACGGCGGCAGGACCUGGAGCGGUCCAUGCAGCAGGCGCGGGACAAGAUGGAGCAGCAGACACAGGCAGAGACGUCGGAGAGGGAUCGCGAGAUUGCGGAGAAGAGGGCCCAGAUUGACGCCGCGCAACACACGUUACAGGAGAUCGAGGCCAGAGAAACUGAGGCAACGGAGGCAGCAUAUGCAAAGCGACAGGAGAUGCAGGCCUUUGGCCCCCAGAAAGGGGAGCUGGAGCAGAGACUCAACGAUGCCAACGGCUACUUGCGGCGACUCAAUUCACAACAAAAGAAUGCGGAAACGGCUUUUGGAGACAAAGUGCCGCAGCUGAAAGCCGCAAUCCAGCGGAAGCGUCGCAAUUUUUCACGUGAACCAAUCGGUCCCAUUGGGGCAGAGCUGAGCUUGACGGACGACAAGUGGAAGAUCCCGGUGGAGGAGUGCGCAGGCAAAGUGUUCAACAACUUCAUCGUCAACAGCUUCGAGGACAUGAAGCUGCUCAAGCAGUGCGCCAAGGAGGCCAACACCUUCGUCAACGUCGUCAUCUACAACUUCGACCACGCCCCGUACGCCCCGAGGCCCGACCAGCUGCCGGACGCCCGCCUGCUCACAAUACGUCACGUGCUGCAGACUGGCAACCACACGGUCAUGAACGUGCUCAUGGACCAGUGUAGCAUCGAGAGCGUGGUGCUGGCGGAGUCGUACGAGCAGGCCAAGGCGGUGGCCUUCACGCCGGGCAACAAAGUGAAGGAGGCCUACCUCGCAGACGGAACCAAGAGUUUUCUGCGGGGUCAGAGUGAGACGACGCAGUCGUACAACCCCCAGACGUCGCGCCCACCGCGGCUGGGCGUGGAUGUGCGCGAGCAGGCGCGCCAGGUGCAGGCCACCGCGCGGCAGCUCAAGGAGGAGCUCGACCAGCUCGUACAGCAGCAGCGGGGCCUGAACGACCAGUGCAACGAAGCGGAGAAGCUCGUGGCGGCGGUGAAGAGAGAGAAGGCGAAGGCGCUGCAGGCGGUGAACGGGCUGGAGCGCGACCUGUCGACCAUCGAACGGGCGGCCAAGGCUGCAGUGGACGCAGCCAAGGCCACGCCCGAGGACGAAGGUGCAGAGCUGGAGGAGGAGCUGGCGACGAUCGACGCGGAUCGGGCGGAGCUGGAGGCGCCGCUGCCGGACCUGCAGCGGCAAGCCGCGGAGGCAGCAGACAAGACGCGGCAGCUCAAGCAGGACCUGGCAGCGCUCACCGAGAAAGCCACUGCGUUUGCGGACGCCGCGGAGGAGGCUCUCCGAGAGAUCUACACCGCAGAGAAAGAGGUCAAGAAAGCCGAAAAGGCUGUGGAGCACUACCAGCAGCUGCUGCCGGGCCUGAACCGCGACCUGGAGGCCGCAGAAGCCAAGGUCGCGCAGGAGAAGGCCAGCAGAGAGCAAAUCCUGCCGCAAGCUGAGGAGCUGUGCCCCGAGAGCGACGUGACGGAGCGGUUCACCAACCCGGACAAGGUGAAGGCCAAGAUGGACCGCAUGGACAAGAAGAUCAAGGCGCAGGAAGCGAGGAACGGCGGCACCCUGGACGAGCUGCACAAGCGGUGCAAGCGGGCCCAGAAGAAGUUCGUGCGCCUCAAAAAGUCGAUCGACAACGUGGCCGCUCCGCUCCAGACGCUUCAAGAGGGGCUAAGAAAACGGCAGAAAAAGCUGAGCAAAAACGCCAAGCUGUACAAGCAGGAGAUCAGCUGGAGCUUCAACAGCAACCUGCACAAGAAGGGCUUCACGGGCAAGGUGGACGUGGACUAUAGCGCCAUGAAGCUCACUCUCGAGGUCACCACCGCCGACGGCUCCAACCAGGCCGUCACCGACACGCGCGCACUCUCAGGCGGCGAGCGGUCCUUCUCCACGGUUGCUUUUGCCCUGGCGCUGCAUGACCUGUCCGAGUCGCCCUUCCGGGCGAUGGACGAGUUCGACGUCUUCAUGGACUCGGUCAACCGGAAGCUCAGCCUGCAGACUGUGGUCGACUUUGCCGUCAAGCACAAGUCGCAGUGGAUGUUUAUCACCCCGCACGACAUCAGGGACGUGAAGCCUGGGCCCUACGUGAAAAUUCAGCAGAUGCAUGCACCACGGCCCUGAUUGAUGCAAUAAACGUUCACGGAUUGUACUUCACUAGGUCAGCCUUAAAAUAUUCGGGCAAUCGGUUACUACAUGCGGGCCCGGCCAUAAAGGGAUUGAUUGGUGACCAUACAUUGCGCAAACGGACUCGCUUUGAGUUGCUGUGAGUCAAGCAAGUUCUGAAGCCGAUUUGGUCUGGCUAUUGCGUGACGCGCAUGCAUGCCGAAGUCCAAUUGCAAAGGCCACACCCAGGGUAAGUUUGCAUGCCCCCUACACUUCAAAACCU